Molecule: messenger RNA, 877 nt
Organism: Pseudoliparis swirei
Lineage: Eukaryota; Metazoa; Chordata; Actinopteri; Perciformes; Liparidae
Gene: nsmce1
Product: NSE1 homolog, SMC5-SMC6 complex component
Exons: 8
Coding region: 36-782 (248 amino acids)
Biological process (GO): double-strand break repair via homologous recombination; DNA damage tolerance
Cellular component (GO): Smc5-Smc6 complex; nucleus
Molecular function (GO): ubiquitin-protein transferase activity
Source: RefSeq, a predicted model, not a curated record
CAUUGGUUACAAGUGGAUUGUUGCAGUCACGAAACAUGUCGAGACAGAUGGGAGAUGGCCACCGACGGUUCCUACAGUCCAUGAUGGCCAAUGGCAUCGUUGAUGAACAAGGCGCGAGGACGCUCCAUCAGUAUUGUUGUGAAACGCACAACACACAGCACGUCCCUGACAAACUGGAUGAUUUCAUUGAUGCCAUCAACUCAAAGCUGCAGCCUAUGUUCAUGCAGAUUAGAAAAGGGAUGUCUGAGGACAAUGGCAACCAGUUCUACGCCUUGGUGAACAUGGCUGAGACUGACAUCACCAGAAUGUCGUCAGAUUAUGCCGAUAAUGAGCUGGAGCUGUUUAGGAAAACGAUGGACCUGAUUGUGGGCUCUGAUAACGGCACAGCCUCUUCCACUGACAUUCUGAACAGCGCCGACACCAUGACCACCAGAAAACUGAAGAAGAGCGAGACGGAGCACCUCUUGAACCGACUUGUGCAUGACCAAUGGCUCAGCGAGAAACGGGGUGAAUACACUUUGUCCACCAGAUGUAUCAUAGAGAUGGAUCCAUACAUUCGUGCAAUGUAUCAGGAGCAAGUCAAAGUGUGCCACAUCUGUCACAAUAUCGCCUUACAGUGCCAACUUUGUGAGAAUCCUACUUGUGGAGUAAAAAUACACAACCCAUGUGUUGCCAGAUACUUCAAAGGAAGAUCAGAGCCGCGGUGUCCAGCUUGUGAUGACUUUUGGCCACAUGAAAUCCCUGAAGUCCGACGACUCCAGUCGUCCGAGUCCAGAAGAUGAGGACUUCAGCAUCCAAAGUUUUUUUUAGUUCAAACCUUUUGUUAAAGUUGUUUUGUUUGUACCAUAACUUUGUAAUAAACCAAACUGUAAAUAUA